Microsporum canis CBS 113480 is the source of this 996-nucleotide messenger RNA. RefSeq lists its product as hypothetical. Gene Ontology annotation, molecular function: hydrolase activity, acting on ester bonds. The record is from RefSeq and is a predicted model, not a curated record. NCBI's taxonomy places the organism in Eukaryota, Fungi, Ascomycota, Eurotiomycetes, Onygenales, Arthrodermataceae. The coding region runs from base 1 to 996 and encodes 331 amino acids. Gene Ontology annotation, cellular component: endoplasmic reticulum membrane. Gene Ontology annotation, biological process: GPI anchor biosynthetic process. The transcript has 4 exons.
AUGAAGCCUACCAGGAUACCCUUCUCUCGAUGGAUUCUGGCCCUUUGUGCCUGGAUAGCCUUCAUCGAUAUUACCCAGGCGUCCCUUGGUGACAGACUGCCAGAGUUUAAAGACUGUCUCGAGAACUGCAAGAAAGAGCAUUGCGACUCGGGACAGGUUUCUCUCCCGAUACACCUCCGGCUCCUGCUCUGGGACUGUCCGUCGAACUGCGAUUACGCCUGCCAGCAUGUCGUAACCAACCAGAGGGUGGCCAGGGACCCCCCGAUGCUUCAGCCGGUCGUCCAGUACCACGGAAAAUGGCCCUUCCACCGAGUCCUGGGCAUCCAGGAACUCUUCUCCGUCCUGUUCUCCCUAUUCAAUUACCUCGCCCACUACCGUGGUAUACAGCAAGUGAAGGAACGCAUACCUCAGUCCUACUCUCUACGCAAGUACUACCUCUGGUUCGGCUACAUUGGGCUCGUGAGCUGGACGUUCAGCAUGGUCUUCCAUACUAGGGACUUUCCCUUAACGGAAAAGCUUGACUACUUCGCAGCCGGGGCUAGCGUGCUGUACGGCCUAUAUCUGGCUGUGGUGAGGAUAUUCCGUCUGGACAAGCUGCGCCCACACUACAAGCCGUCACUUUUACGGGGGUGGACUCUCUUCUGUGCGGUGUUAUACACCAUGCACGUCUCGUACCUUAGCUUCUGGUCCUGGGACUACACGUACAACAUGGCUGCCAAUGUCGUGGUAGGCAUCGUCCAGAAUCUGCUAUGGACUGGCUUUAGCUUCAAGCAGUAUAAAAGGUAUAUGAAGUCUUGGACGGCGUGGCCCAGCAUGAUUGUUGGAUGGGUGAUUUUAGCCAUGAGCCUUGAGCUACUUGACUUCCCUCCGAUUGGCGGGUUAAUCGAUGCCCACAGCUUAUGGCAUUUAGGCACAGUUAUCCCCACCAUAUGGUGGUAUGCGUUCCUUAUCCGGGACGCAGAGUUUGACAUCACCGAGAAGCGCUUGCGUGCUUGA